Molecule: messenger RNA, 1521 nt
Organism: Cordyceps fumosorosea ARSEF 2679
Lineage: Eukaryota; Fungi; Ascomycota; Sordariomycetes; Hypocreales; Cordycipitaceae
Product: FAD dependent oxidoreductase
Exons: 5
Coding region: 1-1521 (506 amino acids)
Molecular function (GO): flavin adenine dinucleotide binding; NADP binding; N,N-dimethylaniline monooxygenase activity
Source: RefSeq, a predicted model, not a curated record
AUGACCGCACCACCCAUGCAGCGACGUGACGACGUCCGACGAGUAGCCGUCGUAGGGGCCGGUAUUAGUGGUGUCGUCAGUGCUGCCCAUCUCCUCCGCGCCGGGCUUGAGGUGGUCGUCUUUGAGAGGAAUAGCGAAGUCGGUGGGAUAUGGAUACACACCACCGAGACGGCGAUCGAGACACAGUAUCCUUGCCUCCGGCCCGAGGACGCAGACACGGAGCUGCAGGGUCACGGCAAAGUCGGUGAUACGGAGCGGCGACGGCUGCUUCACGCACCACCCGGGCCAUGCUACGACAGCUUGCGAAACAACAUCGACACCCCGCUGAUGCAGACAACACUGAACGCGUGGCCCGAGGGCACGCCGAGAGUCGUCAGUCACCCCGCGGUGAAGGACUAUAUCCAAGAAACGGCUUCAAAGACGGGAACAUGCGCAAUCACGGUGUUUGGCGCGCUGGUGACGAGGAUUGAGAAGCACGACUCUAAAUGGUGCGUGCGGUGGGCUUCCUUGAAGGAGCAUGACGGCACCGGCUCGGCGGUCAAGGACAAUUUCUCGAUUUUCGAUGCAAUCGUCGUCGCAAAUGGCCACUACCACGCUCCGCUGAUUCCUGACAUUCCUGGGCUUGCCGAGGCCAAGUCGAAAUAUCCUGCCCGGAUAAAACACUCAAAGUGGUUCAGAAAUAACACCGGCUACAAAGACAAGAAUGUGCUCUUGAUAGGCGGGGGUGUAUCAUCAACGGACAUUGCCAGGGACAUUGGCCGUUGUGCACGACGCAUCUACCAGAGCACCCGAGGCGGCAUGUCCGACAUGCCAGCCAGCGUUCUUCCCGCCAACGCGACGAGAAUAGCCCAGGUGUCGGCCAUCAGCAUGGAAGCCGAAGAUGGGCCAGACGCCCCCUUCACCAUCCAUCCAACGCGCGGGCUUUCCAUACCUGGCAUCGACGAGAUCAUCGUCUGCACCGGCUACCAGUUCACCCUGCCCUUCCUCCCUCAAUACCACGACGCCCAGGCUUCUCCCGCCGCCGCCCGCGACGACACGCUGUUCACCGACGGCGGGCAGCUGCACAACCUGCACCGGGACAUCUUCUACAUCCCCGACCCGACCCUGACCUUUGUCGGCGUGUCCGUGUUCACCACCACCUUUCCGCUGUUCGAGUUCCAAGCCGCGGCCGUCGCCGCCUUCCUGUCUGGCGUGGCAAGGCUCGCCCCAGAGGCGGAUCUCCGGCGCGAGUACCGCGAGCGCGUGGCGAGGAAGGGGCUAGGCAGGUACUUGCACUCGCUCAAGGAAGAAGAGGAAGAGUACGUGGACGGCCUGGUGGCGUGGGUGAACGCGGGAAGGGCGAGGUGCGGGAUGGUGCCGAUGGAGGGGCUUACGGCGACGUGGAGGGCAGAGAAGCAGAGGAUAAGAGAGCAGAUUGCGAGACUGCGCGCUGCCAGGGCUGCGGAGAGGGCGGCUGAGGUGGUGAACGGAGUAAAGGCGGAGGAGGAGCGCGGGAUCAGAAACGAGCAAAAGGCAUUUUGA